AUGUGGAGGAUCCUAAUCUAUCUUGUGACUACUAAUCUAGCACUUAGCCACGGUUUUCCUAAUCUAACCGAGAAUACAUCGGAAAUUUCCCCAGUGGAAAAUGAAAAUGAAGAACAAGUAACUUACACCUUCAAAUGCACUACACCGGGUUCAUUUGCUCAUCCUCACAAUUGCCGAUUGUAUUACGAGUGUACUUUAAGUCCACUUAACAAAUAUCAUCGUCGCCUUCGUCGAUGCAAACUCGGACUUGUUUAUUCGACAAUUUAUGGACAAUGUACUUUACCUGCGGAAUGUGGAAGAGCAGAAUGCGGUGAUGCAAAAGCUACAUCUACGACAAAGGAACCAAAAAGGACCCCUAAACCUAAGCGGACUCCAAGAACAAAGCCUACGACUAUACCAACGCCGAAAACAAAGCCUACUACAGUUAAAGUUAAAACUAGAAAAACGGCACGACCAACUAGUACAACUACUGUUGCACCGACAACAUCGGAAGAUGAUACGGAUAUUAGUACUACCAAUCCACCUGGACCAACAGUGCCAACGGUAGUGGAAUGUAUCGAACAAGGUUUUGUAGAACACCCUUCGGAUUGUACGAAAUAUUAUAUGUGUAUGGCAAGAGUCAACAGUACGUUUCGAGUAUUUGAAAUGAUAUGCGAAGGAGGGACAGUAUGGGAUCGAAGAGCGGAAGCUUGCAAACAUCCUUUCAGAGUACGAAACCCUCGUUGUAGCCCAUUUACUACAGGAAAAUCAAUUACAAGUAUUACUACACCAACAACGAAUAGAGAAACUAGAACAAACGAUGCUUCAACUGAAGAUUCAUCUAUAGAACCAUCUACAGAGCCAACUGAUCAACGAACAACAGAAUCACUAGAAAGUAAAACAUCAACAAACGAUAAAGAAACUUCGCAGUUGACAACACAUAAUCAAGAACUAAAAACUAUCAAGCCGUCAACAGAAGAGACUGAAACACAAACUUCGUUUACAUCAACAACACAGCCUCAGACAGAAUCACAGGGAACUACAGUCUCUGAAACAGUAACUCUAACUGAAUGGCCAUCAAGUAAAAUUGCCGAAGAAGAAACUGCAAUCCCAACUGCAACGGAGCAAGUAACAGAAACCGAAUCUGAAUCAUCGACACAGAGACCGACAGAAUCACCAGAGAGAUCUAGUUCUGUUUCUGCAACUGAUUCUGAAAGGUCAUCGAGCCCAAGUACUGAAAGAGAAACAGCAACAGAGCGAGUAACAGAAAAUGUAUCAUCAUUAUUGACGCAGACUACAACGAUACCACUAGAAACAUCUAGUUCCGUUUCUGUAACCGACUCUGAAAGGUCAUCGAGCACAAGUACUGAACGAGAACCUGCAACGGAAGGAGUGACAGGAACUGCAUCUCCAUCAUCGACACAGAGACCGACAGAAUCACCAGAAAGAUCUAGUUCUGUUUCUGUAACUGAUUCUGAAAGGUCAUCAAGCCCAAGUACAGAAGGAGAAACUGCUACCGAACACAUAACAGAAACUGGAUCUUCUUUAUCGACAAUAUCUCCAUCUUCCAAAGAAUUUUCUACAACUAGUGGUUUUGUUUCCUCUUCUUUAGAACCUGAACUGGAUUAUACUUCUACAACUAAUCUUCCUAUUUCUUCAGACUCUCCUUCUAAUAACUCUCAGUGUACAUCUCCUGGAUUCUUUCCAAAUCCAGAUGAUUGCUCUAAAUUCUACAGAUGUGUUCGUAUUGGUUUGCUGAAUUUAUUUACUAGGUUUGAUUUUGUGUGUCCUGACGGACGAGUUUGGGAUCAAGAUUUAUUUAUGUGCAAUUUUCCAUGGGCUGUUGCACAUUCUAAUUGUAAGAAUAAAGAACUUCCUACGCCAGAUAUUGAUGAGGAUCCUGAUCCUCCAAAAGACAAUAACAUAUGUCCAAUUGGAAAAUUGACUGGUGAUCAAAUUGCGCUUGUUUGUCCUUCUGGAUUCCGAAAGCAUCCUAAAUAUUGUAAUGUCUUUUAUCAGUGUACAUCUGAAAGUAAUUUGGACGUCAAUAUUGCCUUGUUUGCUUGUCCUGAUGGUAUGAUUUACAACGCAGAAAAAAUUCAGUGUGUUCUUGCGAACGUAUUUAAUUACUUAUUCUUAGGCUGUAAAGACAUUCUCGUUAAUCCGACGGAUAACUUAGUUCCCAUUUUGAGCGUUCCGUCUACUCCACUAUGUCCAUACCCCGGAGCAUUCCCGUAUCAUCCAGGUUGCUCAAAUGCAUUCUUUAAAUGCAGACGCGAUCGAAAGGGCUCAUUACGAGGUUAUCUCUAUAAAUGUCCUUCUGAUAACGUUUUUUCUCCAUUUUCAAGAAAGUGCGAACCUGCAAAAUAUUUCCCUCAAUGUUUAAAAGUUAGGGCGAAUUAUCGCAUGGAAUCUUCCUCUAGUAUGCAUAUGACUCACCAUAAUAUCUUCUAUUUUGGAAAACAGCUACCUUAAAAUCCUAUAUAAACUUAGAACGCAUUUACAUUUACUACUAUCAUUACCAAUAUCUAUCUUCUAUUGUGUAAAGUAAAGCAAUAAUUAUU
Molecule: messenger RNA, 2543 nt
Organism: Polistes dominula (European paper wasp)
Lineage: Eukaryota; Metazoa; Arthropoda; Insecta; Hymenoptera; Vespidae
Cellular component (GO): extracellular region
Molecular function (GO): chitin binding
Source: RefSeq, a predicted model, not a curated record